GCGCGGCUUCCCGGGGCCACCUCGUCCUUCUCCGCUUCGCUUACUCUUACAUCACCUUCCAUUUUUAAUUACUCUGCUGUUUCGUAUUGUUUUAUGUCUUCUCCACCAUAUUUUGUAGUUAUUUUUAAAAGAGGUUCGUUAUUUGCCGGCUUUCCCGCUCCCAUACUGCUGAAAACCGAGUCCGGGCUCUCUGGGUGCCGCAAAGUUCCCUCAGGGAGUGGAAACAUCCCGAGCGUGCCCAUUCCCGGCUCUCUGAAACAGCCGCUCCUUCCCCAUCCUGCGGAGAAUCCACGGCAAACCCCGGGGCUCAGCCCACGGGGAAUAUCUGCAGGGGUAGGAGCUGGCUCUCAAGGGAAGUUUUACUCAGAUCUUGACUUGAAAUGUGAGAAUCUGAAUAAUAUAGCGAAGAUGAACCUGACUUUUAUCUUAGGUGAGAUGUAAAGAGCAGUCAGACACCGGUGGUUUUAGGUUUUCUUACUGUUUCUUUUUGUAUUUGCAAAGUUGAAAGACUGGAAAACUGUAGCACUGAAAGUAAGCUCACCUUUUUCUUCUCAAAAUGCUUUUGAGAAACAUCUGUUCUCAAGAAAAAAAACCAACCAAACCCUCUUGCUUAGGAAGAGACCAAAUUUACUUAAUAUAGGUCAAAACCAGGGAUCUAGUUCUAUCUCAGGGUGAGGAAGAAUACACUGUAUCUCAGAAAACUGUACCAUGUUCCAUAACCACCUGAAAAAAAGGCAGGGAGGAAUAUUUAAUUUGAAAGUCAAAUUUCUCAUGUGCUAUCUCCCUUGCGAUGCUGUGGAAAAAAACCUAAUGAUUUCUUCUGAAACUCGUUUCAGAUGAUUGCUCUGGUUAUGGAUUCCUUCACAGAUACUGAUAUCUUCACAGACCUCUUGGAAGCCUGUAGCCAACGGCAAGUUAAAGUGUAUAUCCUUCUAGAUCAGUCUUCAUUUUCCCACUUUCUAAAAAUGUGCAAGGAUCUGGGAGUUGACCUUGAGCAGGAAAAGUUGAUGAGGGUUCGGAUUAUCACCGGGAGCACAUACUGCACCAGGUCAGGUGCCAAAAUCAUUGGAAAAGUCCGUGAAAAGUUCAUGUUAAUUGAUGGCAUUAGAGUGACAACGGGCUCCUACAGUUUUACAUGGACAGAUGGAAAGCUGAACAGCAGUAACAUUUUGAUCCUGUCAGGCCCCACCGUUGCACACUUUGACCUGGAAUUUCGGAUUCUUCAUUCACGGUCAAAGCCUAUCAACCUCAAAGAGUUUUCCAGCUGCAAGAAGAACAGGGUGUGGGACCAGCUGUUCAGGAUAACAGUGGCUUCCAGAGACAUGACCAGGGAACACUUCCUGAGAAUGGAAUUUUUGUAUCUGAGAGCAUUUGUAGGAGAUCUGAAGAGGAAGAGGAGCUGGCUGCAUGCCUCCAGGGAGGCUGUGUACACCCCAAAUAACACGAUGCACACCUCUCCCCCGCUGACUAAGAGGAAUGGCUCCCUGGUUAUGAGGCCACACUGGAUCAUAGAGAGAUGAACUGCAUGUCCAUGCAGAGCAAGCAGCAGAACCUCAGGAACCACGUCCAUCCAUCCCUGUCCAGCACUGUCUUGCAGUGUGUUUGUGAGGGCAGCUGGGAAAGAAACCUCAGACUGAGAGAAAGUGAAACUGGAAUUGUGGCUUUGUUUGAAGAAUACUAUAAAGCCAUUAUUGACUUCUACUAUUCUGUUAAAUUUUCAUUUCUCAGCCUGUUCAUGCAUGUUUUAAGCUGAUAGGUUGGCAGUGUCAUAGCUCAGUAGCUCAACCUUUUUUUUUUUUUUUAACAAAUCUAGGUAUUGAAAUUAAUAUUGCUUGAAAGUCUGUUCCAAGAUGAAAGCAGGCUCUGAAAUCAGUUUUGGUCUUGUGUUGCACAAACUCUUCACCACCUUGUUCAUGACAUGGAACAGGAGUAACCCUAAUCUGGAAACCAGUGGGUUGGUACCCCACUACUACUCCUCAAAUUUAUAUUUUUUUCAUACAAAACUAUGCUGGCAGGCAGAAUAAGCUAAUGUGUUUAGCAGUGACUGUAUUUUACAUGGCCUUUAUAUUAGACUGUUUGGGUUGUUGGACAUCAUGCAAUAAAUGUGUGCAAGUGAUCAUA
Messenger RNA from Cyanistes caeruleus (blue tit), 2121 nucleotides. The record is from RefSeq and is a predicted model, not a curated record. NCBI's taxonomy places the organism in Eukaryota, Metazoa, Chordata, Aves, Passeriformes, Paridae.